ACUGGGUCACAUGGACCUGCACCAGGUCUUCAGAGGGAAACCCUGCAUUUCUUCACCGAUUCAUGUUUCCACCAUGAGGAUACCUGGAGAGGAUACACCAGUAUAAAAAGAAACUACUUUAUCAUCAUUAAGCUGCAGUGUCUAUUGCUGUGGAACGAGUCACCAUGCUAGAAGUCGGGUGUUGGACCGUUAGACUAUCUGUUCUGCUGCUGCUUUGGUCACAACUCCUGGACAGUCAACAAACAGCAGAUCACAGGAAGGUGCCUCAGACGACAGAGUCUCAACAGGAGUUCAGGGCCGAGUAUGGGGAAAUUCAGGGUGCCUGGGGCACCUGGGGCGCCUGGUCAAGCUGCUCCCGGACAUGUGGGAAAGGAGUACAAGAACAGAUGAGGCCCUGUCUGCCUGUGUACACUCAAUCCCCCCCCAGAGGAGCUGCUGUUCAGCCUCAGCAGCCAGGCCAUGUCAUUUCAGCUUUGAAGCCUGUUGCUUCUACACACCACAAUGGAGUCAGAGCCUUUAACAGCAGCAGCAGGGUAAACCCGAGGAGGGAGAAGCAGAGCAGGCCAGGCGAACGCAGGAGAGUCACUCACAUUGUCCCAGGGAGGUAUGGCUAUGGACGAGCACCUCAUGUUGCUCCACUGCUAGUGGAUUCCAGCCGAGGCUCAGGUUCCCCUCGCCUCCACAGACAGGGACGCUCUGCUGCAGUUAAUUCCCUCCAGCUCGUUGCUAGAGGGCACACCGACCUCAGAUCAAACAAACUGGAUGCCUCCAACAACCUCCAUCGCUUUACCAGACCGUAUGUGCAUCCCAGGACACUACAUCAAAGGAAUAGUCAAGUCUGGGACUCCCUUUACCAGCCUAUUUCAGCUAACCAGGCUGAGGUCCAGGCAGGCAGUCAGACCUCGAGCCACCAGCUGCAUAAAGAGAGACCUUACAGCCCACUGCCUUCUUCCUUCUGCACAGGGGAGCAUGCUCACUACAGGAUCUGCAACAGUAAUGAUUGUCCUCCAUCCAGUGAAGACAUCAGAGCGGUCCAAUGUUCUUCCUACAAUAACCAGCCUUUCAUGGGCAGGCUCUACAAGUGGGAGCCUUUUAAUGAAGUUCCUGGGGGGCAGCACUGUGAACUAAACUGUCGGGCCAUUGGGUUCAGAUUCUACGUGCGACAGUCCGAUAGGGUGAUUGAUGGUACUCCAUGCAGACAGAAUGAAACACAUCUGUGUGUGGCGGGACGGUGUACGGGCCUUGGCUGCGAUGAGUAUCUUGGAUCUGGGAAAGUGGUUGACAAGUGCGGCGUGUGCGGUGGUGACAACACAACCUGCAGGCUGGUCUCAGGAAUGUUCAAACACAGCUUGUCCAAGAUUGGCUACCACAAAAUAGUGGAAAUACCAGAGGGAGCCACAAAGAUCAACGUAACAGAGAUGGUGAAGAGCAGGAAUUACCUUGCUCUUCGAAGCCGUUCAGGAAGAUCCAUUAUAAAUGGAAACUGGGCUAUUGACAGACCAGGGAAAUAUGAGGGUGGGGGUACCAUGUUUACCUACCGCAGACCCAAUGAGAUCAGCAGCAAAGCCGGGGAAUCCUUUCUUGCUGAGGGCCCCACUAAUGAAAUCCUGGAGGUUUAUAUGAUCUUUCAGCAGCCAAACCCUGGGAUUCACUAUGAGUACGUUCUCCCCUCUGAGAACACCGUCAAGCCUCAGCAAACAACCCACACAGAUGAAGGUGGGGGAAGGCAUCAACCACAUCUUCCUAACAACCAGGUACCUGCUGUUGUUCCUCCAAAACAUGACAGGGAGUACAACUGGAUACUGACUGGUACCACAGAAUGCAGCGCCUCCUGUGGAAAAGGUUUCAGGUAUUCAGUCUUUCACUGCGUCCACCGGCUGAAUAAUGUCGAGGUGUCAAAUGCUUUGUGUGAAAGCAGCAGCCACCCAGCUCCACAGGAGGAGGCCUGCAACCUGCAGCCCUGCCCAGCAUUUUGGGACAUUGGAGAGUGGUCGGAGUGCAGCAAGACCUGUGGGCUGGGCAUGCAGCACCGGCAGGUCCCGUGUCGACAGGUUUACGCCAACCGUACCCUUAACGUCCACAUGAGCCGCUGUCGACACUUGGAGCAACCCGAAACAGCCAGUACCUGCCAGCUGAAGAUCUGCAGCGAGUGGCAGAUCCGCUCCGAGUGGACCGCUUGUUCGGUGCCGUGCGGGCUAGGUCAGAGGUCAAGAGAGGUGCGCUGCGUCAGCAACGUGGGCGACUUUGUUCCUGAUCAGGAGUGCAACAUGAAUCUGCGACCCACCAAUAUAGAAAACUGCGAUAUGGGCGCCUGCGCCAAGAGUUGGUUCUACACUGAGUGGGGAAACAGGUGCUCUGCUGAAUGUGGGAUGGGUGUCCAAACCCGUGGAGUUCUUUGCCUGACUAACCACAUCAGCAGCCUCCCUCUGGAGGGAUGUGGCAGUGAGCGGCCUGCAGACUCCCAGGUCUGCAACAAUGGCCCCUGUGACAAUCGUAUCGAGUGGUUCACAGGUCCCUGGAGCCAGUGCUCUGCAGAAUGUGGCACAGGCAGUCAGCAGAGGUCAGUGGUGUGCUUAAUGAAGUCUGAUGAAGGAUUUACCGUCAUGCCACCCUAUGAAUGCUCAUCCUUUGACCAACCGCUCAGUCAGCAGAGCUGCAAUAUAAAGACCUGUGGAGCAAAGUGGUACCACACUGACUGGAGUGCUUGUUCAAAAACAUGCGAGGAAGGUUUCCGCGUGCGGGAGGUGCGCUGUUUGUCAGACGACAUGCUGUCCUCAGAGGCCUGUGAUGAGCAGCUGAGACCAGUAGAGAGGGAGGACUGUAGCCCAGAGCCCUGCAUACCUCAGAUAGAUCUGAACUGCAGAGACAAGUACUUCAACUGCAAUGUGGUAUUCCAGGCUCGCCUCUGUGUGUACGAUUAUUACCAAACAGCGUGCUGUGCUUCAUGUUCACGCAUGGCACACAAACAGAAAACCCAUCGAGGUCGCAGCUAGCACCAACUUCCUUUGGACCCUCAUUCACGCCAACUAAAGGUUCUCUUACCCUGAGCCUACCUAUUGUCAGACAGGACCCUCGAUAAAGUUAACAGGGAUGAAAACCUGAGAAGGAACAUUUGUGUUGGAUCUUUUACAGGUAGAUGUUGGGGCAGCCGAUUCAUGUCACAGGAAAAAAUCAUGUGUGACAUGAAUCCAGGCGCUGGAAGUAACAAGCAUUGUCUUUAUGAAAGAGAGCCACAACAAACAGUGGAAUCCAAAGAAUUUGAUGGAUCCUUUUUCUUCAGUUUGAGAUGAGGAGUUUGCAGCUGGCUCUUGGGGCAUCACUUGUCCAGAGAAGACUGCCAGCAAACCCUCUGUUGAGGAUAUAUUGUAGCAAAGUGGAUUCAGCCCAGCAGUUUAACAUCCACUAUAAACCAAAGUCGGCUCAUUAAACUGAGAACAGCACAAUAACAACUUUUUCAUAAAUAAAUGCAGUGCAUUAAAACCUC
This is a messenger RNA of Girardinichthys multiradiatus, 3484 nucleotides long. RefSeq names its product thrombospondin type-1 domain-containing protein 4-like. Lineage: Eukaryota; Metazoa; Chordata; Actinopteri; Cyprinodontiformes; Goodeidae. Gene Ontology annotation, cellular component: extracellular matrix. The transcript is spliced from 18 exons. Gene Ontology annotation, molecular function: metalloendopeptidase activity. The record is from RefSeq and is a predicted model, not a curated record. Bases 165 to 2993 code for a protein of 942 amino acids. Gene Ontology annotation, biological process: extracellular matrix organization.